Molecule: messenger RNA, 3382 nt
Organism: Tupaia belangeri chinensis (Chinese tree shrew)
Lineage: Eukaryota; Metazoa; Chordata; Mammalia; Scandentia; Tupaiidae
Gene: SLC37A1
Product: solute carrier family 37 member 1
Exons: 20
Coding region: 444-2042 (532 amino acids)
Biological process (GO): phosphate ion transmembrane transport; glucose-6-phosphate transport
Cellular component (GO): endoplasmic reticulum membrane
Molecular function (GO): glucose 6-phosphate:phosphate antiporter activity
Source: RefSeq, a predicted model, not a curated record
UGGAGGUGACCUGGCGCAUUGUACGCCGCGCGAUGGGGACAUGGGCGUGUCCGCUGAAUUCACCUCCUCCGGGGACCAGCCGCCCGGGGAGGAGCCGGCGUUCUGGGCCUUAGGUUGUUUGUCUGCAGUGCAGCUGGUUCCCGGAGCCCGUGGGCCUCCUGGUUUUAUUAUAAAGGGCAUAAAACGCGGAAAGUCUCCCAGCUGCUGGCCACCGACCCUCCAGCCUCCCAGCCCCAGCCGGCCCACGUUCUGAUCCUGCCAAGGAGUAGAGCACAGAGUCACUGCCAAAAGAAGAGGGAACAAGGCCGCAGGAUACCAUCUCCAUGUGCUAGCCACCCUGUGUAAGCUGCAGGGGCAGCCAGAGAGGACUUGGAGCCAGGAUCAAUAACCUGUUUAUGAAGCAUCUUACUUUGGGACAGCCUCGGUGGUCAGUGGCAUUGUAAAUGGCUCGCCUCCCUGCUGGCAUUCGCUUCAUCAUCUCCUUCUCCAGGGACCAGUGGUACAGAGCCUUCAUUUUUAUCUUGACAUUUUUGCUGUAUGCAAGUUUUCACUUAUCUCGAAAGCCUAUCAGCAUAGUUAAGGGUGAGCUGCACAAGGACUGCGCCACGUGGGAAGAGACUAAUGUGGGACUCAGCCUGAGCAGCCGAGCGGGGUCCACAUCCCCCCUCCAGCUCCUGGACAAUGAGACUGACUGUGGCUGGGCCCCGUUUGAUAAGAACAACUAUCAGCAGUUGCUUGGGGCCCUGGAUUACUCCUUCCUGUGUGCAUAUGCCAUCGGGAUGUAUCUGAGUGGUAUAAUAGGGGAACGCCUGCCGAUUAGGUAUUACCUAACCUUCGGGAUGCUCGCCAGCGGAGCCUUUACAGCCCUGUUUGGAUUGGGGUAUUUCUAUAAUAUCCACAACUUGGGAUUCUACGUGGUGACUCAGGUCAUCAACGGGCUGGUGCAGACCACUGGCUGGCCCAGCGUCGUCACCUGCCUCGGCAACUGGUUUGGGAAAGGAAGGCGAGGUCUGAUCAUGGGGCUCUGGAAUUCCCACACCUCCGUGGGCAACAUCUUGGGCUCCUUGAUUGCUGGCUACUGGGUGUCCACAUGCUGGGGCCUGUCCUUCAUCGUGCCGGGGGCCAUCGUGGCAGCCAUGGGGAUAGUGUGCUUUCUCUUUCUCAUUGAACACCCGAAGGACAUCAAGUGCUCCUCCACCCUGCCCACGCAUUCAAAAGGCUAUGAGAAUGGUACAAACAGAUUUAGACUCCAGAAGCAAAUCUUAAACAGCGAAAAAAACCGGCCUCUGGACCCAGAGAUGCAGUGCUUACUGCUGUCUGAUGGGAAGGGGUCCAUCCACCCCAAUCAUGUGGUCAUCCUCCCUGGCGACAGUGGGGGUGGCAUGGCUGCCAUCAGUUUCAUCGGGGCCUUGAAGAUUCCCGGCGUGGUGGAGUUCUCUCUGUGUCUGCUGUUUGCCAAGCUGGUCAGCUAUACCUUCCUCUUCUGGCUCCCGCUGUACAUCACUAGCGUGGAUCACCUGGAUGCCAAAAAAGCAGGGGAGCUCUCCACCUUGUUUGAUGUGGGUGGCAUCUUCGGUGGAAUCCUGGCAGGUGUGAUCUCAGACCGGCUGGAGAAGAGGGCCUCCACCUGUGGCCUGAUGCUACUGCUGGCAGCCCCAACGCUCUACGUGUUCUCCACUGUCAGCAAAAUGGGUGUGGAAGCCACUGUGGCAAUGCUGCUUCUCAGCGGGGCCCUGGUCAGCGGACCCUACGCGCUGAUCACCACCGCCGUAUCUGCUGACCUGGGCACUCACAAAAGUCUGAAAGGAAACUCACAUGCCCUCUCCACGGUGACUGCCAUCAUCGACGGGACCGGCUCUGUAGGAGCAGCCGUGGGGCCUCUGCUGGCUGGCCUCAUCUCCCCCUCUGGAUGGAGCAACGUGUUUUACAUGUUGAUGUUUGCGGAUGCCUGUGCCUUAUUGUUCCUGAUCCGCCUCAUACACAAGGAGCUCAGCUGCCCAGGGUCAGCACCAGGGGACCAAGUUCCACUGAAGGAACACUGACCAUGCGAGUCCCAUGCAGGGGAUCUGGGCCUGUCUUUCACAAACUAUCUUUCAAGGAGAAGUUCCAAUAAAGGAUCCUGUGUUGAAAAGAAUGAUUUAUCCUUGCCUUUUGCACACCUGGAGAAGACACAAAAGCCAACCUGAGAAUUCCUGGAACCGUUGUAGCCAUGCAUGGAACUCAGGGAGUCUAUGGAUACUGCCGUCCAGCUGCCUUAACUGAGCCGGAGGCCAGGCACCCGCCAGCCACAGGCCCUGCAGAACCGUGUCUGCCCAGUCACAGCCCUCCCGUAAUGGGCAUGGCCAGACGGCCACAUGGGUUGGCAUGUGGCCCCCAGGGCCUCAUCUCUCUCAGGUAUCUCAGCAACAGAAUGUUGGGCCUGGAGCACUGCAUGGGCAGCAAUGUGCUCUCGUUCCCAGAGGACCCAGACGUGCUAUAUGAGAGGACGCGACGCUGGAGUGCAGACGUUGCUCUAUACCGUCUGGAAUCAGAAGGCAAUGAAGCAAUAACCCCGCCUGUGAGAUGGAGGCACCAGGGAUGCCAGCCCAGGACACCCACCAAUCCUUGUCACCUGCAUUCGGGUGCCUCUGCUGUUGUGCACUGUGGGACCGAGGGCAUGGCAGAGGUCUGGGAGGUGAGCUUCCCAGUCUGCACUGGGCCUGGCAGGUCUUGGGCCCAGCAAUAUGAUGUGCUCCACCACAUGCACAGACACCUAGGACUGUGUUAGAUAGGUAGCCACGCAGUGGGUUAUUUAUUUACCUGUGUAGUGUGUUACAGGAAGCUUGAGAAAUGUGGAUGGCAUUUUGUUAUUUAUUAAGACAAACUCCUCUUGUUCUCUAGCCAUUGUUCCCAGUUGUGUCUAGCAAAAUACCUCCUUGCCCUUUGAAAUAAAAUGUUUUUUUAAAAGAAAAAAAAAAAAAAAACCUCAAGCAGCACACUCAGAGAAUGUUCUUCCUGCUAAUGUUUCCAUUAUGUCAAAAGCAGACAAACCCCAGAUAGAAUUGCAUGGUUUAGGUUUUCUCAAGAUUAGAUUCAGCCAGCAGAGAAAGGGCCUCCCUAUUCAGAAUGUGCUUCUUUGCACAAAAGAUCAAACCCAGGCCACAGUGGACAGACACGUGGAUAUUUUGUACAUCAUGCUUUAAAUAAUGUGCCGUGAUUUGUCUCCGACUGUGAAAUGUCACACUUCGUGGUACAUAUCAGGGCUGCACUUGAGAUUUCACGGUGGGGUUCAGGCUUCAAAACUUCCUUUGGAACGGAGAGCAUUCCAGUUUGCAUCGUGGGUGUUUUUCUCAGAGAUGGGGUGCCCUGUAUUUAGAAAAGAUAGUUCAGAUGGGCCCCAGCA